Messenger RNA from Penicillium atrosanguineum, 1509 nucleotides. RefSeq names its product MFS-type transporter sphD. Gene Ontology annotation, molecular function: transmembrane transporter activity. Lineage: Eukaryota; Fungi; Ascomycota; Eurotiomycetes; Eurotiales; Aspergillaceae. Gene Ontology annotation, biological process: transmembrane transport. The record is from RefSeq and is a predicted model, not a curated record. The coding region runs from base 1 to 1509 and encodes 502 amino acids. The transcript has a single exon.
AUGGUCUUUAUCGUGUCUCUUGACACUACUACACUUGCAGUGGCAACGCCUGUCAUUACCCGCGACCUCGGUGGUACGACAAUAGAAUCAUUCUGGGCAAGCAUCUGCUUCAUGCUGGCUGUCUCGGUGACUCAGCCGUUGUAUAUAAGCACAUCGGACGUUCUCGGUCGCAAAAUUCCCCUUUAUACUGCAUACCUGUUUUUUGCAGUUGGCUCCAUCAUCUUUGGCGCGGCUCCGAACAUGUCGACAUUGAUCAUCGGGCGAACCAUUCAGGGUUUGGGUGGCAGUGGUCUCGAUGUGCUCAACGAAAUAAUCACGGCAGACAUGACCACCAUGAAAGAGCGUCCAAUGUACCUUGGGAUCCUUGGAAUCCCAAUGGCUGCUGGAUGUAUUUUGGGCCCAAUUGUGGGCUCGUUGUUUACCCAGUUCGUCUCUUGGAGAUGGAUCGGGUGGAUCAAUCUGCCGCUGAUCGGGUUCAGUUUCUUCUUGUCGCACUUCUUCCUUAAACUAAGGCCGUUGGAAGGCUCUUUCAUUUCUAAGUCUCGCUCUCUCGAUCUACUCGGCAUGUCGCUUUUUUUGGUCGGGUGCACUGCGUUCGUCAUGCCACUGAGUUGGGCGGGUGCUUUAUACGCCUGGGGCUCAUGGAGAACACUUCUUCCUUUGAUCAUCGGCGUCAUCCUCCUCAUUGUCUUCGUUAUCUAUGAGCGCAAACCUGAAUGGCCGGUUAUACCAUAUCGUCUGUUCAAUUCGGCCACAACGAUCUCAACGUUCCUUGGCGGAUUUCUGCACGGCUUGAUUCUUUACACACUCAAUACAUACCUGCCGCUAUUUUAUCAAGCCACUUUUUCUGAAACACCUCUUCAUGCCACCAUCACCUUGAUACCGAUGAGUAUCUUGAACCUCUUCUUUAGCUGCGUGUCACCGAUUUCUGUUGCUUAUUUACGAAAAUAUUUGUGGAAUAUAAGGGUCGGCUGGGUGGCACUGACCCUCGGGGCAGGCUUGCUUCUCCUCAUCAAUCCAGACUCAUCGGUCGCUUUCCGCACUGGCAUGCCUAUUGUGGUGUCUUUGGGGAUCGGCAUACUUUUCACGGUUCUCGUUCUGCCCGCCCAAGCGAGUCUGGCGAGCGUGGACGAUAUGGGGCUGGCUGUGGGACUGGUCGUGUUUUUCCGAUUACUCGGCGGCCUCAUAGGCCUUGCCAUUGGCGCUACGGUGUUCAGCAGUGUUUUCGCAAAGUCUAUGAAAGAAGUUAGCGCCCUUCCAAGUAGUCUGGUGGCGCUUGAGAACAGCCAGAACGCCAUUGGUUUCAUUCCUCAGUUGAAGGAUCUCAAAUCAUCUGUACCGCCAGAGACGUUGAAUAAGGUCAUCGAAGUAUACAACCACUCGUUUCAAUUAAUAUGGAUAGUGCUGACCGUCUUUGCCGGCAUCGGGCUUGUCUCCUCGCUAUUUACCAAAGAAAUUAGCAUGGAGAAGGAAGAACUAGGAAGGCAGCGCUUCGAGCCGUCUGAAUAG